CUGUGCUUGGUAGCGACGGCCAUGGUCAUCCUAGCCACACUCCCCAUCUCUGCUUCAUCCCUCACAGCAAAACAAAAGCGUCUUCAAGCAGACGACCUUGUCAAGGCGGGAAAGUACUCGGCUGCCAUCCGUGCUUACACCCAAGCCGUCGACAUUGAUCCGCAAGAUGAGAUGAACUACUACAAGCGAGCACUGGUCAAGCUCGCCCUGGGUCAGUUCAAGCGGGCGCUGACCGACUUUGGGGCGGCAAUCGAGGUGGCGCCUGAGUUUACCAAGGCGCGGCUCCGGCGCGCGGGCAUUGAGCUGCAAAUGGGCUCCUUUGACGCGGCGACGGCGGACCUCAACGCGGUCAUUUCGAGCGGGACGAGCGGAAAGGCGGCUGGCGAGGCCACGAGCAAGCUGCAAGAGGUGACGACGUGCGCCAACCUGGCGAGCGCGGGGCGGCUGGCGGCGACACGGGCGGCGUGGGCGGCGGCGCGGGAGAAGCUGACCGGCGCGGUCGAGUGUGCGUCCAAGGACGCGUCGCUCCGGAUGGACCGCGCGCAGGUGUUGAUGAACCUCGGCGAGUGGGAGGCGGCCAUCGGCGAUGCGGCCCGAGCGGCCAAGCUUCAGACGGCCGAUCUUGAGCCGCUGCGGCUGCUGUCGGAGCUGUACUGGAAGCGCGGCGACCUCGACGAUGCGAUGACGCAGCUGCGGAGCUGUCUGCAGUCGGACCAGAGCCACAAGGGCUGCCGCCAGCUGUACAAAACGGUGAGAGCGGUGAAGAAGGCGUGGGACAAGGGCGAGGCGUUUGCUGCGUCAGGCAAGCACGCUGACGCGGCCGACAAGUUUGAGUUUGCGCUCGGCGUCACCGGCCUGGCGCCGGUCUAUCUCGGGCGGCUCAAUCUGGCCCUUGCGCGUGCGCUGACCAAGGGCGAUUCCCGCUCUGCGCGUGCUGUCGCGGCCGUCGACGCCGCGCUCGCAGCUGAGGACAACAUGCUCGACGCCUUGCUGCUCAAGGGCGACUUGCAUGUUGCUCGCGAAGAGUACGAGGCGGCGGUCCAGAUCCUGACGCGGGCCAAGCAGGCGUACUCGUCAAACCAGGCCGUGGCCAACAAGCUCCACGAGGCGCAGCGGCUGCUCAAGAUCUCGCUCCGCAAGGACUACUAUAAGAUUCUGGGCGUCUCCAAGUCGGCGUCCAAGAGGGAAGUCAACCGCGCGUACCGCAAGCUCGCCCGCCAGUGGCACCCGGACAAGUGGAAGACGCCUGAGGACAAGGCCAAGGCCGAGGAGAUGUUCAAGGACAUCGCAGCCGGCAAAGAGAUCCUCUCCGACCCACAGAAGAAGGCCAUCUACGACCGUGGCGACGACCCGUUCGACCCCAAUGCCGGAAGCGGCGGAGGCGGAGGCUUUGGCGGCGGCUUCCCCUUUGGCGGCGGGACCCAUUUCACGUUCCGGACCGGGUAGCAGCCUGGGCUCCGCAACGAGCGGGCGUGGGUGGUCGCCAUCAGACUCGUGAUAAACUCGUGUUGGGCCAUCGUGAGCUCACAGGACAA
Thecamonas trahens ATCC 50062 is the source of this 1535-nucleotide messenger RNA. RefSeq names its product prkri protein. Gene Ontology annotation, cellular component: endoplasmic reticulum. The transcript is spliced from 2 exons. The record is from RefSeq and is a predicted model, not a curated record. Gene Ontology annotation, molecular function: misfolded protein binding; protein-folding chaperone binding. NCBI's taxonomy places the organism in Eukaryota, Apusomonadida, Apusomonadidae. Gene Ontology annotation, biological process: protein folding in endoplasmic reticulum. The coding region runs from base 22 to 1446 and encodes 474 amino acids.